Messenger RNA from Equus quagga, 3196 nucleotides. RefSeq names its product tripartite motif containing 7 (gene TRIM7). The coding region runs from base 583 to 2103 and encodes 506 amino acids. Gene Ontology annotation, molecular function: protein binding; zinc ion binding. Lineage: Eukaryota; Metazoa; Chordata; Mammalia; Perissodactyla; Equidae. The record is from RefSeq and is a predicted model, not a curated record. The transcript has 7 exons.
AAGUUAAAUAAAGAAUAAACGGGGGAGGACAAUCGCGGGAAAGGUAGCUACAGAAGUGGAUACAAGGCCACUCUUGGGGGGGGUGGGGGCGGGGGCCGGCAAGAGCCGCGUUCCAGACGCUAAAUUUAGCGCAGCACGGCGCCAGGACAAACCUGCACGCCGGGAACCUGACACUGCGGCCCGGGCGCCGGGCUCUUGCCGCAGGCGUGCUGGUCGGCCUCGUCGGCGACAGGGAGUGGCGGGUCGGGCUGGGGUGGCCUAGAGAGGAUCGCGGCGGGGCCGGGCGAGGGGGACGACGGAGAGAGGGCCCGCGGGACCGAGAAGGCCAAGGCAGGGGACUGAGGGGCCCAGAGCGGGGGCGCAGGGCGCUGGCCCGCACUGCGAUACCCUCGCGCUGGGCCGCCCGGCCCGCCAUCGCGCGCGCCCGGGCCUCGCCUCCUCCGGCCGCCGCGCGCUUAGCUCCGGUCCCCGCCGCGCGGCGUCCGCCCCGCCCUUCCUCUCUCUGCCGGCGCCCCGAGCCGCCCACUGUCGGGUCCCGGAGCCUCCCCGGCGCCGCCCGACUUGGGUGCGCUGAGGGCGCGCAUGGCGGCGGUGGGGCCGCGGACCGGGCCGGGCGCCGGGGCCGAAGCGCUGGCGCUGGCGGCAGAGCUGCAGGGCGAGGCGACGUGCUCCAUCUGCCUGGAGCUCUUCCGCGAGCCCGUGUCUGUCGAGUGCGGUCACAGCUUCUGCCGCGCCUGCAUCGCGCGCUGCUGGGAGCGCCCCGGCGCUGGGGCCGCCGCCGCACCCCGCGCGCUGCCCGGCCCGCUGCCUUGCCCGCAGUGCCGCGAGCCUGCACGCCCCGGGCAGCUGCGGCCCAACCGGCAGCUGGCCGCCGUCGCCGCGCUGCUGCGGCGCUUCAGCCUGCCCGCGGCGGCGGCCGGGGAGCGCAGGCCCCCGGAGGCGGCGGCUGCUGGGUGCGCGCAGCACGGCGAGCCGCUCAAGCUCUACUGCCAGGACGACGGACGCGCCAUCUGCGUGGUCUGCGACCGCGCCCGCGAGCACCGCGCGCACGCCGUGUUGCCGCUCGACGAGGCGGUGCAGGAGGCCAAGGAGCUGCUGGAGUCCAGGCUGAAGGUCUUGAAGAAGGAUCUGGAGGACUAUGAGGCCUUUAGUUCCAAUGAAGAGAAGGAGAGCAAGGAGCUCCUGAAGCAGAUGGCAGCUGAGCGAGAGAAGGUGGGAGCAGAGUUUCAGGCGCUGAGGGCCUUCUUGGUGGAGCAGGAGGGCCAUCUCCUGGGCCGCCUGGAGGAGCUGUCCCGGGAGGUGACACAGAAGCAGAAUGAGAACCUGGCCCUCCUCGGGGGUGAGAUCGCCCAGCUCUCCAAGCUCAGCAGCCAGAUCCAGGAGACAGCGCGCAGGCCUGACCUUGACUUUCUCCAAGAAUUCAAAAACACACUAAGCAGGUGUAGCAAUGUGCCUGGCCCCAAGCCAACCACAGUCUCGUCUGAGAUGAAGAAUAAAGUCUGGAAUGUUUCCCUGAAGACCUUUGUCUUAAAGGGCCUGCUCAAGAAGUUCAAAGAGGAUCUUCGGGGAGAGCUGGAGAAAGAGGAGAGAGUGGAGCUGACCCUGGACCCCGAUACGGCCAACCCCCGCCUCAUCCUCUCUCUGGAUCUUAAGAGCGUGCGCCUGGGACAGCGGACCCAAGACCUGCCCAGCCACCCGCGCCGCUUUGACACCAACACGCGAGUCCUGGCGUCCUGCGGCUUCUCCUCGGGCCGGCACCACUGGGAGGUGGAGGUGGGCUCCAAGGACGGCUGGGCCUUCGGCGUGGCCCGCGAGAGCGUGCGCCGCAAGGGCCUCACCCCCUUCACCCCCGAGGAGGGCGUCUGGGCCCUGCAGCUCAACGGUGGGCAGUACUGGGCGGUGACCAGCCCCGACCGCACGCCCCUCAGCUGUGGGCACCUGUCCCGCGUGCGGGUGGCCCUGGACCUGGAGGUGGGGGCCGUGUCCUUCUACGCUGCGGAGGACAUGCGCCACCUCUACACCUUCCGCGUCAACUUCCACGAGCGCGUGUUCCCCCUUUUCUCUGUCUGCUCCACUGGCACGUAUUUGCGAAUCUGGCCUUGAGGGGCCUCGCCGGGCCUCCCAGAGGCCAUGAGUAAGUCAAGGGUGAACUCCACCAUGUCCUGGCUGCUCAUGGGAAGGGAUGUUGCUCUCCACGGGAGCCUCUUGGUCACUUUGGGUCUGCCUUCCACUCUCCUGCCCCAGGAGGGGCUUAUGCAGACCACAAUAUCCGAAGCUUGAAAUUGGGCAACUAGGGAAGAGGGCUCAGGGAUCAGCUGAGCAGAAGAGAUGCCUUGGACCCUUGGGGCCUGUCCUCUGCCUGUUGUCCAGCGAUAUGUGCAUUUGGCUAGAGCUGUGAGGAGCUGGAGGCACAUGAGGACAGGAGCCCAGCUCCUGACAGGUGCUUCCUAUCCCUGGGGCUUGCUGCCCAGACUCAGCAGGGCCUCCUCUGCACAACACUACCCCAGGUCCUGUGCUGUCCUCAUUUGCAAGGGGGCAGGUUCAGGAACGGCCAGCCAGGUUCACUUCUGCUUUGCCUUCUUGUCAGCUGCCAGCUCUGCCUUCAGAGACCUGACUCCAGCUGGCCUGACGAAGUCAUCUACACAGGGAGGAGCACUGCACUGCCAUCUCAGAGGACAGUCUGGGACAGAACUGGAAGGAGACCCUUGAGGGAACAGUCCAGGACAACAGCAUGUAGGCGUUGUUGCCCUCCAACACUCCUUAACCUGACAGUGCAGAGGGCGGUGUGCAUCCUCAGCCACAGUGACAGCCAACAGGCAUUCUCACAGAUGCCUGAACCCCUCUCAGGUGCCAAAGUACAGUCUCCCUUGGGUAAGGAGACCAGAAGCUCUGGAAUUUUGAAACACGAGAGCACUUAUAAUUUUAUAGAUGCAACUACCACCAGAAUGGAAAUGCACAGAGCACAAACAUGCCCCUCACAGACUCUUUCCGGAACUCGCCAAAUGUAUGCCAAGAGCAGAGGACUCUGGUGCCAAGGCCUGCUCAGCCUGUGCCCUGGAGGGUGUGAUCCCUUUGGCUAAUUGUUCCCCACCUUCAGUGUGGCUGGGCUUCUGGGAGGUGAGGACGGGCUGUCCCUUGCUUAGUGCUCCCCCGGGAGGAGGGGGUGGGGAGAUGGAAAUACAGACUGUUAAGUUCA